Molecule: messenger RNA, 201 nt
Organism: Peronospora matthiolae
Lineage: Eukaryota; Oomycota; Peronosporomycetes; Peronosporales; Peronosporaceae
Source: the annotation of a GenBank genome assembly
AUGUGCGCGUCGGUGCUUGCAUCAGAGCGACUGAUCCACAGCAUCGUUAGCGCUAGCGAGUUUGUCGUCGGUACGACUGCGCAGACGUCUGAGCGACAGAAGAUCAAGGACCUCGUUACCACCGGCAAUGGCUUCGUCGUGAAGCUAAACAAGGCCAUUUCCAUUCUCGAGCCUAUCGACGCGCUAACUGUAGAUUAUUAG